Messenger RNA from Anastrepha ludens (Mexican fruit fly), 1326 nucleotides. RefSeq lists its product as uncharacterized. The transcript is spliced from 3 exons. The record is from RefSeq and is a predicted model, not a curated record. Bases 1 to 1326 code for a protein of 441 amino acids. Gene Ontology annotation, molecular function: nucleic acid binding. NCBI's taxonomy places the organism in Eukaryota, Metazoa, Arthropoda, Insecta, Diptera, Tephritidae.
AUGGAAAUGUAUGUAGACGACAUAGUAGUUUUUGGUCAAACAAGCGAUGAAUGCCUUACAAAUGUGCGAAAAGUGUUGCAAACAGCAGAACCUUACGGCUUGCAAAUUAAAUGGGCUAAGUCUAGGCCACUAACGCAGUUAUUGAAAAAAGAUGCAGCAUUUGUAAUGGGCGUCACAGAACAGCAAGCAGUACAGAAGUUGAAGGCAGCACUUACUCAAGACCCCGUUUUAAAGAUUUUCAAACAAAACGGAAAAACUCAACUUCAUGUCGAUGCAUCAAAGCAUGGCUUUGGGGCAACAUUGGUGCAGCAGCAUGAGAGCAAGUGGCAUCCGGUGUUUUACUGGAGCCGAAAGACGUCACCACAAGAAGAAAAACUUCACAGCUACUUUCUGGAAGUGAAGGCAGCAUAUCUAGCGACGAAACGUCUUCGUCAUUAUUUGAUGGGUAUACGGUUCGACUUAAUAACAGAUUGCGCAGCGUUUAAGCAGACAGCUGCCAAAAAAGAUGUGCCACGUGAAGUAUUUCAGUGGCUCAUGUACUUACAAGAUUUUGAUUUUAAUAUUGAGCAUCGUUCAGCAGAUAGAAUGAAACACGUAGAUACCUUAAGCCGCUAUCCGGUUAUGGUAAUCGAGUCACACAUAAAAGCAAAAAUUCGUAAAGCGCAGCAAAAUGAUGAACAUCUGAAGGCAGUAACUGUAGUUCUCGAACAGAAACCUUACGCUGACUAUGUUUUGAAAAACGGAGUUUUAUUUAAACAAUUAAAGGGCCUAGAACUGCUCGUUGCACCACGAACUAAUAAUUCAGCCAAAUGGUAUAAUUAUACAGCGAUGGUGCAAAAAGCGAUUAACGCACAUGUUCAUACAACAAUAAAAUUUACACCUUACGAAAUUAUGUUUGGUGUAAAAAUGAGAAACGAAAUGUCUGCCGAUAUAAUUAAGUUGCUCCAAGAUGAAAUGUUGGUCGCAUUCCAAGGGGAUCGCAACAAACUAAGAGAGGAGGCUCGAAUCAAUAUCCAAGCCGCCCAAGAAGUGUAUAAACGAAAUUUCGACAGGAGGCGUAAAAGUAGUCAGGGAUAUCAAAAGGCGGAUUUGGUGGCGAUAAAAGUAACACAGUUUUCCGAUAAAAAGUUGGGGAACGAGUUCAUCGGGCCUAAUAGCGUGGUCAAAGAUAAAGGUAAUGGGCGGUACGAGGUUGAAAAAGCAGCCGAUUUCGCUGGGCCGCACCUUACUUCUACUAGCGUCGACAAUAUGAAGCUUUGGGCGCCUUAUGCAGCUGAGAACGACGGGUCAUCUGGGACAGAUGACGAACAGGAUGACCGAAUGUGA